Molecule: messenger RNA, 7688 nt
Organism: Paramuricea clavata
Lineage: Eukaryota; Metazoa; Cnidaria; Anthozoa; Malacalcyonacea; Plexauridae
Source: the annotation of a GenBank genome assembly
AAUUUUGAGAGGAACGCCAAAAAGGUUUUGAACACUUAUCAUUGCAAGUACGUGACAUUGAAAAAAAUUGCCUCUUAAUUUCCAUACGCUUCUCAUACGUUUCUCUCAUACGCAAUAGUGUGACAGGGCCUUAACGUUAUCAACAUUUCUGUGAUCGCAGUAGAAAUUUUGCAUCUAGCUAGGUUUGCAUCUAAGUUUUGAAGGAUUUGCAAGAAAGGUUUAAGGGAACUGACUGAGUGUUUAAUUAACACCUGAUGCAGAAAUCCUACUGUAGUUACUGUGAUCACAGACAUUUUAUUGCAUAAAGCAACCAGGAAGAACAGUUUAGAACCAGUGGAACUGUGAUAUAGUCAAUCUAUCUAGUCUAAACAAGUCAGUAAAGUAACGCUAUUAUACACUGCAAGAAAUUCACUUUAUUUAUCUUUACAUGUAAUUAUAUUUUACAAUAUAUUACAACGAACUAAUCAUCACAUUUAUUCCCUGUGAGACCUGCUUAACGAGAUCCAUAAUCCGUUCUCUCUCAGCAUUCUCUAUCCGAUGCCGACAUCUCUGAGCAAACCUAUCAGGGUGCCACCUUACUCUUUGUACUUUCAAAUAACCAAUCUUAUCUACGCCCGCCCACUCGGAUAGCUUGUCCACGAUAUCGGCAGCACUCCCUGCACAUGGCCAAGGAAUUGAUUCGAAGGUUAGCCGGUCGGUGUUGCUACACUCAAACACAUUUUGACAGUUCUCUUCAUAUUUUUCCUUUCUUCGUUUAGUUUGCUUUAGUUUAACGUUAUUUAUAUAUUCCUCAUGCUCUUUUGCAAGCUUUUUGGUUAACGUUUCAUUCAUUUUCAAAUGCUCUUGCUUUUUCGCUUCAGUAGUUGAACUCCGAGUCACUGUAACCUUUUGAUAUUUUGUGCUAUGUUCACGCCUAAUCCUUUCCGCCCAAUGGUCAUAAGUUUCACCUUGUUCAUCCAAUAAUGAGUCGUGAUCAACCUUGAAAUAAAAAUCUUCACAGGACUCCUCAAAAGCUAAUUUUUCAAACCAUUCUUGUCGUUCCAGCCUUUCGGCACAUUCAGCUUCAAAAUUAUUUUCCUCUUCAAAUUCAUUUGUCUCUCUUUCUCUCUUCCCAUUUUUCCCCCUUUCCAAUAAUUCCUCCUUAUCUGAUAAUUCAUUCCUCAACUCUGUUUUCAAUUUGUCAUACAGUACCCCUGGCGUUUCCCCAAGUUUAUUUGCUAAAUUCAUUACACGUUUUGACCUUUUCUUCAAGGGCAAAAUCAAAUUCAAAAACACGGAUUGAUUGUUGAAUUCUAAGGCGUAUUUUAAGGCUAUGUGUAUAGGGGUAUUCCCUUCGCAAUCCGUGAGGCAAGGGUCAACUCCGUAACGAAGUAAAAAUCUCGACAUUUUACAUUCGCCCAAAUAGCAGGAUAAAUGCAGCACUCCUCUGUUUUCAGAAUCACGUAUUUCGUUCAAAUUAACGUCGUUCUUCCUUAGAAAACUUCUUAGUUUAGAUACAGAACCUUUCUUGAUGUAUUUAAGGAUCUUUUUAGUUUCAUAAUGGGUCAUUUUAGCGUAAAUUUGAUGAAAAAUAAUGUUUAUUUUGACGUUUUCAGGCCGCCAUAUUGAAAUUAUCCCUCAUACGAUUUAUAGCAAAUUGGAUACGCUGAAAGUAUUCAGCUUUUUUUUGUAUACCAAGAAAAGUUUCAAAAACCCACUUUUCUGUUCUUUUCUGCUGCUAUUACAAACUUUAUUUAGUACUAGACAUCUGGUUGAUUUAUUGGAAAAAAAGUAAGUUUCUAGCUUUUAAUAAAACGGGUUGAAUCCUAUUUAAAGUUUUUGAAUGGACCAUCGUACCCACCCGAAGAUUAGUCGAUGUCGUUCCGAUAAGCUUCUGAAGGAUCCAAAUACUUGCAGAAAUACAUAUUCAUGAAUUAACGUAAAUAUUUAUUUACAACGUAGUUGCAUUUUUUAAAAUUAAAAUAUUUUUAAAGGGCGAUUUUUGUUGUGUUUUUCAGGUAAUUUGUACGUUUUUUACAUGAUAAUUUUAUAAAUGUAUUAUAUGUAUUGUCAGAUACAGUAAUUACUUGUGUACUGUUGUUUCAUAACAUGUUUAAUAGCAUAUGCAUGGUCUUGACAAUAUUAUGUCUGAUUUUUUAAUAUAACUAGAAACAAAUAAUCUAUAAAGACAUAUCCUCAGUCUGACAGAUCAUCAGUCUUUGUGUAAGCAGAUGAACUAUCCGGAAGAACUAGCUAGAAUUCUCUGAUUUUCCAAUUUCCAAUUUUUCAUCUUCAUAUAAAAUAUUUUAAUAGCAGAAAUUUUCUCCAGAAUUGACCACUUGCGUAAUAGACUAAAUUUUGAUCUAGACAAAAAUUUCAUCACAGCUUGAAAGAGCAUCACAAAAUUAGUAAUAUUCCAAAGUUUUGUUGCAAAAUAUUGUAAAAUGCGGAUAAUAUAGCCUUGCGAAGUUUGCAAUUUUCAGUCAUUUUAGAUUACAAACGGGAAAUUGACAGCCCAAUACCCUUUGGGGCUGUCAAUUUCCCAUUUGUAAUCUAAAAUGACUGAAAAUUGCAAACUUCGCAAGGCUAUAUUAUCCACAUUUUACAACAUUUCGCAACGAAACUUUGGAAUAUCAUUAAUUUUGUGAUGCUCUUUCAAGCUGUGAUGAAAUUUUUGUCAAGACUUGUUUAGAUCAAAAUUUAGUCUAUUACGCAAAUGGUCAAUUGAAAUCUGCAUCCUCAAAUGUAUAGUCCACAGCGAAGAUUUUUGAUCAUCCAGGUUGUGACAUUUUUAUUUUCAACAAUUUUUGAUGCAGACUAAUCUGACCAUGAAGAUUUCAAUUUUAUGGUCGAUUUUUGGCAAAGAUCUGGAGUUUGUCUAAUGCUGAAUUUAUACACUGAUGGGCCAUCCAUCAUCACACACAUGUUCAUUGGUGGAUGACUUGUCUGUCAAAUUGUGUUUAUUAUACACAGACAAAUGAUCACACAUACUAUAUUUUCUUUGCCCAUGAUUAUCUUUCCCAAGUGUAACAAAUUCGGGGUGCACUGGAACCAAUUUUUAAAGUUCCGGCCGGAACUGGAUCUGGCCGGAACUGGAAAAAAGUUUCGGCCAGAAGUUCCAGCCGGAACCGGAACUGAUUUAGUAAGCCAUAUAUUAGCCUGCGAACAGGCUCUCAAGCUGAAAUGACUGUUCAACAAUCUCAAUUCAGCUUGAGAGCCUGUUCGCAGGCUAGCCAUAUAUAGUCAUAUCUGGUCAUAUGUUACUUCGUCUGCUGCCAGAUAGGCAGACACUUCAUGUCAUCAAGGAGAGAGCUCGCAAAUGUUAGAAUUGACAUACAGUGUACGUUAAACAUCAUAAUGAAGUUUUAGUAGUGUAUAUUUUUCUUGUGUAGUCCAAAUUUCUAAUUCCCACUGUGAACUUUUGCUAGACACAAAAACAUUUGAUAUUCUAUCUCUCUAAAAAUAACAGAGAUCCGGUUCCGGCCAUGCUUUUUUUAUUAGUUUCGGCCGGAACCGGAACUCUGAAAAAUUGGGGUUCUGGCUGGAACUAACCGGUGCACCCCUAUAACAAAUUUUAAAUUAUUUUAGAGAAUGACUCUGGUCUGAUCUGAUCAUGCAGCAAUGGCAGUGACACAACAGAAUGUUAAAGCCCUAAUCCCCCCAUUACUUCAAUCCACUGUGACAGCAUACACAACGCUAGGAAAAGGGAUCCUUGCACUUGAUCAACUAAACAAAGUGUCUGAAUUACUAGAGGCGGUCAUUUGUAGCUUGAAAGAAGAACAUGGCAAAUAUGAUGAUUUGCUUAAGGUAACAUGGAUAAUUGUCCCUCAUUAGGCGAAAGGCAUAAAAGUUGCACCGGAUCACUUGUCCACAAAGGGUCAGGUUAGGUUUGGGGUUAUGCUUGGGGGAUUAGGAUUGGGUCCAGUCUAGUUUGACUAGUGAUCCCGUAUGACUUUAUACUUGCCUCUUAUUAGGCAUUACUAUUUGGUGAACUUAACCUUAUAUUUGGGUUUCUUUUGUAACUCAUAAGUCAAAAUAUAACCUCAACCUAGAACUCUUUUUAUGACCAGGUGUUAUCAGCGCUUGCAGUACAGUACAAAAAGCUUGAUGUUGAAACAAAAUCCCACAUCAGAACGGUCAAAGAACAAGCACAGAUGAACACCAAAAUUAUCGAAGAGGCAAAACAACAAGUGUUAAAGGGAAACAAUGUUUCCAAUUAUUUUGUCGAGAUUGAAGCAACAGUAAAAGAGUCGCAAACUAGUUCUGAAGAGCUGAGGAAAAAAUAUGAUGUCGUUAUUUACAAAGUGAAAGACUGUUGCAGCAAGGCGAAAGCUGGUUACGAGAGAAAUGAACACAAAGCUGAUUUGGCUGAAAAGGUAGAGUAAGUUUUUUUCCUAAUUGGGUCAUUCCAGAAAAGAUCCACACUCCCCCCAUGGAGGAAAUUUCUGCAGUCCAGACAGGGAGUGGAGAAAAAUUUGUUUCAACAAUUGUAGUAUAUGUAUUUGGACAUUCGAAUGGGGUAGAGGGGUUAAUUUCCAAUUUCCAAUGUUUUCUGGAAAGACCCAUUGGGAUUCUUUGCAGUCAGUGUAGUGUCUGAUUUGAACUAAUUAACCCAUUGAGUGGCAGCACUUUUUCCUUGGUGAGUAAAAUUGUCUGGUGUUAGACAGAGUAAAGCAGGGCACAUCAGGGCACAUUGCCACUUAAAAGGUUAAAUGAUAUGCUAAGAAUCAGGUGGUUGGUUUGGUCGGACAGUUUACCAGUUAGUUUAUAUGACCUUAAUAUAUACGCAGCUUGUAUAAUAACUAUCAAUCCUUGUACUAAAGGAAUACCGAAUGGUUUUCCGUGCAGGAUUGCGUGAUCCAUGCACAAGGGAUGUCGCGAGACUUUUGGAAAGCGUAAAAUUAAAAUACUCGAGCCGCAGGCGAGUGUAUUUUUACGCUCUCCAAAAUUCGAGCAAAAUCCCAAGUGCACAGAUCAUGCUAUCCUGCUUGGAAAACCAUUUGGUAAUUGUUUUAUAAAUAUAACUAUGUACAGUGAAACAAAUGACAUUUUGAGAAUCCCGCAAAAAUCCCGCGAAGGCAGUUUAAUUCCUCGUGCAGGAUAGCCUGAUUCUGCAUGGCUAUUGAUGACCAAUCAAUUGCGUGUUUCACUGUAGUUAUUAUAUAAAUUUUAUUCCUACAGGGUGCCAAUGUUGGUCUUCUUGGAGGCAUGGGUGUUGGCGGUACCUUUGCUGCAUUUCAAGUUGCAACGAAAGCCCUGUGUGUCUUUGGUGUUCCUGGUGCAAUAGCGGGUGGGGCUUUAGGCCUUAUCGGUGGCUGUGUCGUGGGUGGUAUGGCAGGCGGUCUGCCUUUUGCUACUGUCGAGGCACUAUUCCGAAAGUACGCGGAAAAAUUCAAAAUCCUUGACGAGACCUUAAGUCAAAUCGAUCAAAUCCUGUUGGAAAAUUUUGAAGUUUUGACCGAAAUUUGUCGGCUGUUGGGCAAACUUAAAAAGGCUGCUCAAAGUCUAGCAGAUGCUCGUGAGGACACAUGCAAUGUAAUCACACAAGAUGAAGUAGAAGGAUGCUCUGAAGUGAAACCACUGGUUGGGUCUAAUCAUACAGCUGGCUCAGAGAGUGUUACAGAGGAUUCAGACACAGGGAACCCAAGUGAUGAUGAUACGAACAUUGAUUUCUUGAUUGGACUAAGAUUCGACUCGUUCAAAAGAGCAUCGGAAGAGUUGGAAAAGAACUGUGAUUACUUGUUAGAUGAUAUGCCUCUCAAAGCGCUGGGAUUGCUUGCAUUCGAUGAAAAAUGCAAUAAAAAUUCCACAGACAAGGAAAAGUUGAAUUAGCAAUUGACAAUGACAAUAAAAUAUCAACAUUUUUAGAAUGCUGGCCUUAUCAUAUAACACUAGCACAUGCUAAUGGGCGUUGUCACCCAAUGGACCUAUAAAUUACCUAAUGAACAAAAUUUUGAUCUAGACAAGUCUAGACAAAAAUUUCCCUGCGAAGUUUACCUUUUUUCAGAAAGCUGUACCAAUUUCCCGUUUGCAAUGACUGAAAAACGGCAAACUUCGCAAGGCUAUAUUAUCCGCAUUUUACAACAUUUCGCAACGAAACUUCGGAAUAUUACUAAUUUUGUGAUGCUCUUUCAAGUUGUGAUGAAAUUUUUGUCUAGAUUUGUCUAGAUCAAAAUUUUGUUCAUUAGGUAAUAGGUCCAUUAGGCAUUUAAUAGUCUUUCUCAGGAACGCCAAAAUCCGCCAUUUUCAGGGUACUGUCUGCCCUCGUGAAAGAUUCUAGACAAUUCAAACAACGUGAAAAGCGACUUUUAAAAGUAUAAAUUUGUCAUUAUACAAACAACUAUAAUACUAAAAAGUUGUAUUUCGUGGUGCGGAGACUCUCAAACGUGGGAGAGGCUACCCCAAAAAUGGCGGGAAAAUAGGUUUGUUUUGUUUUAUGACUAACAUCAGGGACGCCGGAACGACAAUAGGUCAAAGGGGGGCCAAAAAAAUUUCGGUCAGUGUACCAUUUUAGGGGUCAAAAAUUUUUCCCGGACAUACAAAAAUUUUCCGUGAAGCCAAAAAUUUUUCCGGAUAUCUUAAAUUUUCGCCAUUUCUUCAAAAUAUUUUUCUAAAUUCCAAAAAUUUCCCAAAAUUUUUAUAAAUAUAAACUAUAAAUUACCUGAAUCUCGUGAUUUUCCUACAAAAAGCAUCGUUGGAAAUGUGAUUUAUCACGUAUUAUUUUACAACUAAAAGGGCACUUCUGCCCCCCCUGCCCCCUAGCAAAAGGCAAGGGGGGCAGCCGCCCCCCCCCCCUGCCCCCCCCCCAGUUCCGGCGUCCCUGACUAACAUUAUGAGAACACUGAGCCUGAGGGGGUAACUAGAGAUGUGAGUAAUUUGAAAAUGUAAUAUGUGAAUAAAUAAUUAAUUAAUAAUAUUGACUAAUGCAUAUGUAACUAUAUAAUUGCCUGUUUUUUACAAGAUGGUAUUACGGAUACCUCUAUCCACGAGAUAGUGAAUUUUUAAACCUUUGUAAAAAUGCUUAGAAAGCUUUAAAACUGUAAGGAUAUGUAGCUCACUAUUAAUAAAAAGAAACUUUAAGAUAUAGCCUUGCGAAAAAUAUAGCCUUGCAAAGUUUGCAAAUUUUGUAUCACGGAAAUUCCUACCACUAGCAAUUUCCGCGCGCAAUACAAGAGGGCCCUGAAGGGGUAAAAAUCCCGUAAAAUGGGAACUGGGAUUGAUCUAUUUUUAGACUGGGAAAAUGGGAUUUGGGUUGCUGGGACUGGGAUUUGGCCACUGGGAAUGGGAAAUGAAGUCCUCAAAAAUGGGAAUGGGAUUGAGGUAAUGCGAGUCGAUUCCCAAUUUUUCUGCGUUUUGAGUAUUUUAAAAUACAAUACAAUGUUUUUAAAAUCCGUUUUUGGUGUCUUUGGUCAUGAUUUUUGUUGCUAACUAUAUUAUUCACAGCACUACCUGCGAACAGGCAUACUCUGGCGCCCGGAAUUCUGGAUUUUCUGAUUAUGCGUGUCUCAGAAUGCUGCAAAUGCCAUUUCCGGGAUUCAAAUUUAAAAGUUUUCCGCGCCUUUGGCACGAGCCCCCCUCGUAUUUCAUAACGUGUCCGUCACUUGCUUAAAAGGUCUUAAAACUGUUUAUUCUACCAAUAAAUAAAGGUUUUUUUAUUGACUGGGAUUUCAAUAACUGGGACUGGGAUUUCUAAUAAAAAUCCAACUGGG